AUGGGUCUCCACAAUAAGCCCAUCAUAAUCGACGGUAAGGAUCACCUCCUCGGACGUCUGGCUUCGAUCGUUGCCAAGCAGCUCCUUCAAGGCGAAAAGGUUGCUGUUCUGCGAUGUGAAGAAAUCGCCAUUUCUGGAAAUUUCCACCGAUCAAAACUGAAGUACAUGAGUUUCCUCCGCAAAAGAUGUAAUAUCAAUCCCGCUCGUGGUGCUUUCCACUACAGAUCACCUGGAAAGAUUUUCUGGAGAACUGUAAGAGGAAUGCUGCCUCACAAGACUCCUCAUGGAAAUGCUGCACUGAAGAAUCUCAGAGUUUAUGAGGGUGUUCCAAGCGCAUAUGAUCGCGUCAAGAAGAUGAAUGCACCUGUCGCUAACCGACAUCUUUGCCUGAAACCACGACGCAAGCACUGUACAGUUGGCCGCCUUUCACACGAAGUCGGAUGGAAGUACCAGGAUGUUGUAGCCAAGCUUGAAGCUAAGAGGAAAGUUAAGGGAGCAGCAUACCACGAUCAGAAGAAGAAGCUCGACAAGUUGUACGAACAGGCCAAGAAAAACGCCGCUGCCAAGAUUGCUCCGUACCAGAAGAUCAUUGAGAGUUAUGGAUACAAUUAA
Molecule: messenger RNA, 612 nt
Organism: Ostertagia ostertagi
Lineage: Eukaryota; Metazoa; Nematoda; Chromadorea; Rhabditida; Trichostrongylidae
Source: the annotation of a GenBank genome assembly